AUGUGGAACCAGGUGCCAGUGACUCCACCACAAAACAAAGCGCAGGUCUACAGAGGAGAGCGGCUGCUGCUUCCAAACAGGAUGUUUGCUUCCGGUCUAACACUGCUGCUCCUGUGGAUUCUGGCCGUCCCUGCGUCCUCCGAGUGCGACCACUCGUCCGAAACCUCCAAACUCAACCUGAGCGUGGCGUACGAGCUGCCAGUAUUUCAAUCGCAAUACCCUGUCCACAACAUGGUCGCGCUGGAUGGAAUCGUGUACGUGGGCGCCACCAACCACAUCUACGCCCUGUCCCCGAACCUCACCAUCCUGUCGGAGUACCGCACCGGGCCUCUGCGCACCAACGAGACGUGCGGCAGAAGAACCAGCAACUCCACUGUCGACAACCGCAACGUCGCUCUGGUGACGGAAAACCACUACGACAAAGGCUUGUACAGCUGCGGCUCUGCGGACAACGGGGUUUGCAGACGCCACGUAUUGAACGAAGAGGAUGAACCCGACCCCAAAACCGUCGACGAUGAAGUGUAUUGCUUUGCAGAUAAAGUUGGGCUCGGCAAAGGUGUGCCGCUGGACUCCGAUGUCGUCGUCAGCGCAUCUGGGUCGCAAGUUCUCAACGUAGAAAGCAACGUGAUCCAGUUUUUUGUGGGGAAUUCGCAAAUCCCCGGGAGCAACGUGACAGCACACACGCACACACUGUCGGUGCGCAAGAUGAAAACUAGUCAAAACGGAUUCACGUUCUUCUCCGGCGGCGCGCACCUGGACUUGCUCCCAUCACUUCGCGGGGAUUACUACUUGCGCUACGUCCAUUCCUUCAGCAGCGGGCCGUUCACCUACUUCCUGACCGUACAGCGUGUGAGCAGAGACUCCGCGGCCUACCACACUCGCAUCGUGAGAAUGUGCGCGUCCGACUCGGUGAUCCGGCGCUACGUGGAGAUGCCGCUGCAGUGUAUCAGGACGGACAAACGCCGACGCAGAUCCACGGAGGACGUCAAGGUCUUCAACAUCCUGCAAGCGGCAUAUGUGGGCAAAAUCAGAGAAGACGCAGAGUUGCAGAAGCAGCUGAAGGUGGGCCCAAACGACGACGUGCUGUUCGCGGCCUUCGCCAAGGGGCAGCCCGAGUCGCCCGAGCCCACGCAGGACUCAGCGGUCUGCGUGUUCUCGCUUAGUCACAUCAACAACAUGAUCCGGAGGUACAUGCAGAGCUGCAGCACCGUGGAGCCGUACCAUUUCACCGGCAUCGAGCGCAAGUCCUGCUACAACGUGACCUCUGCAGAUGAGUGUGACCCUCACGAGGGAAUGCACCAGGGCCGAGAAAGCACGUACCGUCUGCAGAUCACCCAGUUCAUGACGCGCCUCGAGUUCUGGCACCAGGAGCUGUCGCAGACGCUCGUCACCUCCAUCGCCGUGGCAACCGUGAGGGGCAGGACUGUGGCCUACCUGGGCACCGGCCAUGGACGCCAUCUUCAGAUAUUGUUUUCUCGCUCCUCUGCUCCUCACGUGAACAUCUCCCUGGACUCUGGACCCGUCUCCUCCAGCCUCCUCCUCCACAACCACGGACAGCUGCUGGUCGCCACCGGCAACAAGAUAACGUCGGUGCCUCUGAUUGGCCCUGGCUGUAAUCAGCUGACCACCUGCACUUCCUGUUUGCUGUCAUCAAGGGUAACCGAUUGCGGAUGGUGCAACGGCCGCUGCACGAGGUCCAGUGAGUGUACAAGCGAGUGGAGCCAGGAGAACUGCCAACCUGUUAUUACCAAGUUCUGGCCGAGCAGUGCUCCUUUGCGCGGAUCCACAGCUCUCACUAUCUGUGGACAAAACUUCGGCUUUGAUAAGUCGUAUAAUUUCCGAGCGUCAAUGGUCAAUGUGGAGGUGGGAGGAGUGGCCUGCAAAGUGGAGCGUCACGUCAGCAGGUGGACGGAAGUGCAGUGCGCGCCGGUUUUCAGCGCCAACUUCACGGUGAAGGACAGAGACGUGAAAGUGACCAGUGGGACUCGAGUGGCCAAGAUGGAGGGCUUCACAUUUGGGGAGCCAGUCAUCCACGAGAUUUUCCCCACGUUUGGACCUAAAUCCGGGAACACGAUGCUGACGAUCCGCGGAGCCUUUUUAGACUCUGGCAACAAGAGAGAAGUGACGGUGGGGAGAGCGGCCUGCAAGAUCCAGAGUCUGUCCUCGUCCAUGCUGACCUGUAAGACCCCGCCUCAGCCCCUCCCCUCUCUAGAAGUGGUCCGUCUGAGUCUGGACUCGCUGGAGCUCAGAGCCUCCCAACUCUUCACCUACAACCAGGACCCCAUCAUCCACAGCAUCCAGCCCUCCAGGUCCUUCGUCAGUGGCGGCUGCACGGUCUCUGCUCAUGGCUUCUUCCUUCAGUCCGGACUUCAGCCUGAGAUGGUCCUCACCACGAGCCACGACCAACACGUCUUCCACGUCAGCUGUGUGUACGGAGAGAACCACACCACAAUCCAGUGCACCACUCCAUCUCUGGCCAAACUGGCUCUGCAGCCCCCCCUGGUGACCAAAGUCUCCUUCAUCCUGGACGGGUUCUGCACCGAUCAGUGGGACCUGGUCUACGUGGAGGACCCUCUGUUCCAAGACCCCAAACUCACGUCCAAGGACAACAAGAGCAUCGUGGAGCUCAAGGGCGACAGAAUGGACAGAGAGGCGAUGAAGUGCCAGGUCCUGACGGUGUCCAACCACAGCUGUGAGACUCUGACCCUGGUGGGAAACACGCUGGAGUGUACGGUCCCUCACCAGCUGCACCAGAAAGAACUGCAGGUCCAGUGGCGGCAGGCAGACUCCAUCCGGUCUUUGGGAAUGGUGACUCUGGCUCAGGAGCAGGACUUCACGGCUCUUGUGGUUGGCUGUGUGUGUGUCUCUGUGCUGCUGCUGGGACUGGGCUCUCUGCUGCUCUGGAGGAGGAACAAGCACAUAGACGAUCUGUCUGAAGUGUGGUACGACGGCAGAGCUCACAUCCAGCACCUGGACAGAUUGGCCAACGCGCGCAGCACCAGUCCCACCAAUGAGAUGGUGUCACACGAGUCUGUGGAUUACCGCACCACGCUGCUUGAUGAACAAAAUGGCGAGCGGCCCGAGUCGUGCCGCGCCCCGGUGUACGGCGGAGAGCUACAGCACCACCGCGGGGCCAUAGGGGGCGCCACAGGACCGGAUGAGUUCAUGUCUCCGCUGCUGUCAGGGGUCCCGGUCCACAUAGACCCCAGCUGUCUGCACCCAGACCUGCUGAGAGAGGUCCAGCACGUGGUGAUCAGCAGAGACAGGCUCAUCCUUCAUCUUCAACAAGUCAUCGGGCGAGGACAUUUUGGCUGCGUUUUCCACGGGACUCUUCUGGAGGCCGACGGACAGAACCAGCACUGUGCCGUCAAGAGCUUAAACAGGAUCACAGACUUGGAGGAGGUGUCCCAGUUCUUAAAAGAGGGGAUCAUCAUGAAGGACUUCAGCCACGAAAACGUCCUGUCGCUGCUGGGCAUCUGUUUGCCACCAGAGGGUUCUCCUCUGGUCAUCCUGCCCUACAUGAAGCAUGGAGACCUGAGGAACUUCAUACGGGACGAGGGCCAUAACCCCACAGUGAAGGACCUGGUGGGCUUCGGGCUACAGGUGGCUCGGGGGAUGGAGUACCUGGCCUCCAAGAAGUUCGUCCACAGAGACCUGGCGGCACGGAACUGCAUGUUGGACGAGAGCUACAUUGUGAAGGUGGCAGACUUCGGUUUGGCGCGAGACGUUUACGAUAAGGAGUAUUACAGCGUCCACAACAAGAGCGGAGUCAAGCUGCCGGUGAAAUGGAUGGCCCUUGAGAGUCUGCAGACCCACAAGUUUACCCACAAGUCUGACGUGUGGUCGUUUGGAGUGCUGCUGUGGGAGCUGAUGACCAGAGGAGCUCCUCCCUAUUCUGACGUCAAUACGUUCGAUAUCACUGUGUUUUUACUGCAAGGAAGAAGACUACUGCAGCCAGAGUUCUGUCCAGACGCACUGUACGCGCUGAUGAUCGAUUGCUGGCACCCCAAACCCGAGCGGAGGCCGUGCUUCUCUGCGCUCGUUUCUCGGAUCUCCUCCAUCUUCUCGUCCUUCAGCGGCGAGCACUACGUCCUGCUCAACACCACCUACGUCAACAUCGACAAGCUCACCCCCUACCCCUCCCUGCUGCCCCCCUCUGGCCCGGAGGAGACCUGCAGCUCGUCCAGCGGAGACAGCGCACUGCUCAGCCUCAACUCGCAGGGGGCGCUGUUCUGCAACCCCGAGAGGCACUGCUACACCUGA
This is a messenger RNA of Knipowitschia caucasica, 4263 nucleotides long. NCBI's taxonomy places the organism in Eukaryota, Metazoa, Chordata, Actinopteri, Gobiiformes, Gobiidae. The record is from the annotation of a GenBank genome assembly.